Messenger RNA from Camellia sinensis, 613 nucleotides. NCBI's taxonomy places the organism in Eukaryota, Viridiplantae, Streptophyta, Magnoliopsida, Ericales, Theaceae. The record is from RefSeq and is a predicted model, not a curated record.
UUUUAUACCACAUCCUCAUUCUCUUCACUCUCUCUUUCUCCCCGAUUGGGGAUCAAACUGUUCCUCCUCUUCUCUCUCUCUCUCUCUCUCUCUCUCCAGGAAGCCCUAACAGCGACUACCCUGCCAAACUAAGACUUCACUACAAAUAUGGAGACCCACGGAAGCAGCAAGACCAAGAGCAAGAGGAAGAGAGAAGCUUCGUCUUCCAAGACCAGUCAAAGCAGAAGCAGAAGCCGAAGAAAAUCCGACGACGACGACGACUCCGAGACCGAUAGCCGCGGCUCGUUAACGCCGAGCCACCACCGCUCUCACAAGCGGAGUCUCAGCCGCCGGAGCGCUUCGAGGGAUUCGGAUGAUUCCGACGAUGGAAGUGAUCUUGAGAGGAAGCGGAAGAGGUCGUCUUCGAAGAAGGUUACGGAUGAGGACAUUGCUGAUUACUUGGCCAAGAAAGCUCAGAAAAAGGCUCUUAAAGUCGCGAAGAAAUUGAAGUCACAGACUGUGUCUGGUUAUUCCAAUGAUGCCAAUCCCUUUGGUGAUUCCAAUCUCAAUGAAAAGUAAGUUCAUUCUUCGUUUCUACAUUGAGUUAUUCUGAUAUAUUUCAAUUUUGAUAAAC